CUUCCAUAAAUGUUCAUACUGAUUAACAGCCCGACCAAACUAUCGACCGAAGAAAAGUGUGCAGUCUUAGGGUUGUCUUAAGGUAAUGGUUUUCAAAAGAGAGUGGGACUCGUCCUGCCCGCGCGUGUGGGACCGAUGGGAAGCCAACGGAAGGACUUGGGUGGUGCAGGACCUACGGCCAGAGGACGACGAGAAAGCUCUGCGAAUGAUGGUGGAUGUUUUUGUCCCUGAUGAGGCUCUGUGUGCAUCUUGUGAUUUUUACAACGAUCCAGUCAGCAUAGCAAGUAUCGAAGAGGUCUGGAAGAAGACUAUAGCUGAGCGUAUGACCUUAGGAUGCUACACGGAGGUGAACGGUCGAAUGACCCUCGUGGCUCUGAACGCUUGCUCUGUCAUGGAGAAAGGAGAACACCCUGAAUUAACGAUUGAAGGCAAAGCGUGGAAGAAUGUGUAUGCUGUGAUAGAUUACAUAGAGCAGAAGAAAGAUGCGUUUGAAGUGGUCGGAACCGAUGUACUACUUCAUGCACUGGGCUUAGUCGUCAGCAGAGAGUUCCGAGGGUCCAGACUGGGGGGCAGAAUCUUGGCAGCGAGAGAGCCCCUCUGCAAAUCCGUGGGUAUAAAAGGGACAGCUACAGUGUUUACUGGACCAGCUUCGCAGAAGCUAGCAGCCAACUGUGGGUUUACCACCAUAGCCCAGGUCACGUGGGCAGAACUGGCCGAUUCCGGCCUGGACUACCCAAGAGAGGAGAAAAUCGUGAAAUACAUGGUUAAGAAGUAUGACUAAGGGUUAAGGUUUUAGUAUUUCUGAUGAAACAGAAUAUUGUGCAAUAUAGUUUUGUAAAGUUUAUUCUGGUCAAGAUGACCAUUGCAUGAAUAUAACACAGAGUUUAAAUUUAGUUUAAAUGUCAGAGACAUUGAGUACUUAUAGAAUCCAUUGCGGCCGGCAAUUGGAGGUAAGAUAGCCAGUUCCUCUGUGGUUGAGGAUUACGGGUGAAACUCGCUUCCACCUUUGGCCUGAUCAUCACUUUCCAUCACAUGAGAUGCAGGCCAAGAGCUUCCUCGUUGUGAAUAAAAAACUCUAGAAGCAAGUAUAACAAUGGAUAAUGAAGUCAUAUUGACGAAAACGUUUAUUAUUAAAUCACUAAUACAAACUGUAAG
Molecule: messenger RNA, 1155 nt
Organism: Ostrinia nubilalis (European corn borer)
Lineage: Eukaryota; Metazoa; Arthropoda; Insecta; Lepidoptera; Crambidae
Exons: 5
Coding region: 86-781 (231 amino acids)
Molecular function (GO): N-acetyltransferase activity
Source: RefSeq, a predicted model, not a curated record